UGCCCCGGAAGUGGCUGUCUGUAGCUGACAGCUGCUGCUGAGGAGGCGGCGGGCCCGGAGCAAGAUGGCGCUGCGGCCGGGCACGGGAGCUGGCGGUGGCGGGGCUGCGGGGGCUGGCGCGGGAGCCGCCGGGGCUGGCAGUUUCAUGUUUCCUGUUGCAAGUGGAAUAAGACCCCCACAAGCAGGUCUGAUGCCAGUGCAGCAACAAGGAUUUCCCAUGGUGUCCGUCAUGCAGUCGAACAUGCAAGGCAUGAUGGGAAUGAGCUACAGCUCUCAGAUGUCCCAAGGCUCCAUCGCCAUGCAGGCAGGAAUACCCAUGGGACCAAUGCCAGCAGCAGGAAUGCCUUACCUGGGCCAAGCGCCAUUCCUGGGCAUGCGUCCUCCAGGCCCGCAGUACACUCCGGACAUGCAGAAGCAGUUUGCUGAAGAGCAGCAAAAGCGAUUUGAACAGCAGCAAAAACUCUUAGAGGAAGAACGAAAAAGACGCCAGUUUGAAGAACAGAAGCAAAAGCUCAGACUGCUGAGUAGUGUGAAGCCCAAGACAGGAGAGAAGAGUAGAGAUGAUGCGUUGGAAGCCAUAAAAGGGAAUUUAGAUGGGUUUUCCAGAGAUGCUAAGAUGCACCCUACUCCAGCGUCGCACCCCAAGAAACCAGAUUGUCCCACAUCAUCUCAUUCUACUAAAACUGUCUCCCCAUCACCUGCCUUUCUUGAUGAAGAAGAAUUCAGUGACUUUAUGCAGGGGCCUGUUGAAGUUCCCACCCAUGGGCCUUGUGCCACGGCCCAGCCCUUUCAGUCUUUCCAUCCUACUACCCCACUUGGCCAGUUGCAUGCCCAGAAGGCUGGUACACAGCCUGUCCCUGCGGGUCAGAUGCCAGUGUCAUUUGCCUUACAUGGUGUCCCUGGGCAAAUUCCUUACUCCUCCACUGCUUCAGCCUCACACAGUGUACAGAGAGCAGGGCCUUCUUUGGAGGAGAAGCUCCUAGUGUCUUGUGAUAUAAGUACAUCUGGGCAGAAACAGAUUAACUUAAAUACUUCUGAAAUGGGGCACAAAGCCCUAGUCCAGGGUUCCAGUAAGAACCAUCCCAGUUUAACGGCCAGUAACGGGGUUGCCAUAGAUGGAUGUUUAAGUGGUACCACCACUGCAGAGGCAGAAAAGUCUUCAGACCAAAACCUGUCCAUUGAAGAGAGUGGUGUGGGAGUCUUCCCCUCGCAGGACCCUGUUCAGCCCAGAAUGCCUCCAUGGAUUUACAAUGAGAGUUUGGUUCCAGAUGCCUAUAAGAAAAUUCUGGAAACCACAGUGACUCCAACUGGAAUAGAUACUGCUAAACUUUAUCCUAUUCUGAUGUCAUCUGGACUUCCCAGGGAAACUCUUGGACAAAUAUGGGCCUUAGCUAAUCGAACAACCCCUGGCAAGCUUACUAAGGAAGAACUUUAUACAGUCCUUGCCAUGAUAGCGGUAACACAGAGGGGUGUACCUGCCAUGAGUCCGGAUGCUUUAACCCAGUUCCCGACGGCACCUAUUCCAACGUUAAGUGGUUUUCCUAUGACUUUGCCUACCCCAGUGAGUCAGCCAACUGUGAUACCCUCCGGCCCGGCGGGCUCCAUGCCCCUCAGCCUUGCGCAGCCUGUCUUGGGCAUUAACCUUGUUGGACCAGUGGGUGGAGCUGCAGCCCAGGCUUCCAGUGGCUUCAUGCCAACUUAUCCUGCAAAUCAGGUGGCAAAGCCAGAAGACGACGACUUCCAGGACUUCCAAGAUGCUUCGAAGUCGGGAUCCCUGGAUGACUCGUUCAGCGAUUUCCAGGAGCUGCCUGCUGCUUCAAAAUCAACUAAUGCUCAGCAUGGAAACAGUGCUCCUUCUUUGUUGAUGCCACUCCCUGGGACUAAAGCAGUGACUUCAGUGGAUAAAUAUGCUGUGUUUAAAGGAAUUGCAGCUGACAAAGCCUUUGAAACUACUGUUCCAUUGGGAGAACCUGGUGACAAAUACAGUGCUUUCAGAGAACUUGAGCAGACAGCCGAAAAUAAGUCCCUAGAAGAAAGCUUUGCAGAAUUCAAAUCCUCAGGAACAGAUGAUGGGUUCACUGAUUUCAAAACAGCCGACAAUGUAUCCCCACUAGAGCCACCGACAAAAGACAAAGCUUUCCCAGCCUCCUUCCCCGUGGGAACUGUGCAACAGAAGCAGCAAACGCAUGUGAAAACUCCCCUGAACUUAGCCGAUCUUGAUAUGUUUUCCUCAGUUAAUUGCAGUAGUGAGAAACCAUUGUCUUUUUCAGCCACAUUUAGUGCAUCAAAACCUGUUUCCACGCGGCCACAGCCGACAGGUUCUGCCGCAACUACGACAGCACCAGCAUCAACUAAGACUUCUAGCUUGGCUGAUGACUUUGGAGAAUUCAACCUUUUCGGGGAGUAUUCUGGUCCAGCAUCUGUUGGGGAGCAGGAUGACUUUGCAGAUUUUAUGGCUUUUGGUAACAGCUCUAUUUCGUCAGAGCCAAAGGCAGAGGACAGAUACGAUGCCCUGAAAGAGGAAACCAGUCCCAUCCCCGUCUCCAGCAGCUUGGGCAGCACUGUCCAGGGCUCACAGAGCUCCACUGCUGCCCCCAGCAAGUACGACGUCUUCAGACAGCUUUCCCUGGAAGGGUCUGGGCUAGGUGCUGAUGAACUGAAAGAUAGCACUCCUUCAGGAAAAAGUGAUGACGAUUUUGCUGACUUCCACUCCAACAAGUUUUCUUCCCUGAGCUCGGACAAGUCCCUGGGAGAGAAAGCAGUGGCCUUCAGGUCCACCAAGGAGGACUCUGCGUCCGUGAAGUCCUUGGAUCUGCCCUCCAUCGGCGGCAGCAGUGUUGGCAAAGAGGACUCGGAAGACGCGCUCUCUGUCCAGUUUGACAUGAAACUGGCUGAUGUAGGAGGAGAUCUUAAGCAUGUCAUGUCUGAUAGCUCUUUGGAUUUGCCAACAGUUAGUGGCCAGCACCUUCCUGCUGCAGAUAUAGAGGACUUAAAAUAUGCCGCUUUUGGAAGCUACAGUAGCAAUUUUGCAGUGAGCUCACUCACAAGCUGUGACUGGUCAGACAGGGAGGAUGCGUCCCAGGGUAGAAAACCCUCUCCAUUUGUCCUCUCAGCAGGCAGUGGGUCCUCCUCAUCCCCUUCCGGCCUGCAAAAGCAAGAGACUUCCUUUGGCAGCUCUGAGAGUGUCGCCAUGGCCUCGCUCUCCAAAGCCUCCACCUUUUCCAGUGAAGAUGCGCUGCCCGACAGUGCCUUCCCCGCCUUCGCCAGUUUCCAAGACGUGAUCCCACCGGCCAGCGAGCCAAAGGAAUAUGAGAGCAGGGACUACAAAGAGUUCACGAGGCAGGACCUGCCCGCCGCCGAGCAGGGCCCGGAGAGCACGUGUCUCAGUCCAGCUUCCAGCAGCGCCUCCUACGAGACCCCCAAGGAAUGCUCCGACGACUUUGGGGAGUUCCAAAGCGAAAAGCCCAAAAUUAGCAAAUUCGACUUUCUGGUAGCCACGUCACAAAGUAAGAUGAAAUCCAGUGAAGAGAUGAUCAAGAGCGAGCUGGCGACCUUUGACCUGUCUGUCCAAGGAUCACACAAAAGGAGUCUGAGCCUUGGCGAUAAGGAGCUCAGCCGCUCCUCCCCUUCCCCGGCCCUGGAACAGGCCUUCCGAGACCGCUCCAACACCCUGAGUGAGAAGCCUGCAUUGCCCGUCAUCCGGGACAAGUACAAGGACCUCACAGGCGAGGUGGAGGAGAGUGAGAGAUAUGCAUAUGAGUGGCAGCGGUGCCUGGGCAGUGCCCUGGAGGUCAUCAAGAAGGCAAAUGACACCUUAAACGGGAUCAGUAGUAGUUCUGUGUGCACAGAGGUCAUUCAGUCGGCUCAAGGCAUGGAGUAUUUAUUAGGUGUGGUUGAGGUGUACAGGGUCACCAAGCGCGUGGAGCUGGGAAUCAAGGCCACUGCCGUGUGCAGUGAGAAGCUGCAGCAGCUGCUGAAGGACAUUGACAGAGUGUGGAACAACCUCAUUGGCUUCAUGUCCCUCGCCACGCUCACGCCGGAUGAAAAUUCACUGGAUUUCUCCUCCUGCAUGCUGCGGCCUGGGAUCAAAAACGCCCAGGAGCUUGCCUGUGGGGUGUGCCUCCUGAACGUGGACUCCCGGAGCAGGAGAGAAGAGAAGCCUGCAGAGGAACCUCCUAAAAAAGCAUUCAACUCGGAGACUGACAGCUUCAAGCUGGCAUAUGGAGGGCACCAGUAUCACGCCAGCUGUGCCAACUUCUGGAUCAAUUGUGUUGAGCCUAAACCUCCUGGCCUCAUCCUGCCUGAUUUGCUCUGAAGGACUCCUCUGUGAAGCACCAGCUGCGUGUGUGUGUAUGCGUGUGCGCACAUGUG
Messenger RNA from Ochotona princeps (American pika), 4371 nucleotides. It is a transcript of the gene SYNRG, whose product is annotated as synergin gamma. The coding region runs from base 65 to 4315 and encodes 1416 amino acids. Gene Ontology annotation, molecular function: protein binding. The transcript has 23 exons. The record is from RefSeq and is a predicted model, not a curated record. Gene Ontology annotation, cellular component: clathrin coat of trans-Golgi network vesicle. Lineage: Eukaryota; Metazoa; Chordata; Mammalia; Lagomorpha; Ochotonidae.